AUGGUGAACCUGUCCCCCGCCAAGCUCGUCCUGCUGGCCGCGCACUACGCCGUCGAGGCCAACAUCCCCGGCCUAACUGUCCUCGCCACCCGGCAUGGCAACGUCCUGCGCUCCGACCUGCUGCUGCGCAUCUUGCUGACCUACCUGCCCGAGACGCUGCCGUCGAGCAAAUAUGUCGACCUAAUUCGUCAGAUCGAGACUCGAUCUUUUCCCGACCUUUCCGACGAUGUCGUCGACCCUUCCCCUGUGGAGGGGUUUACUGAGCAAGAGGCCAAGAAGAGGGUCAGAAAACUGAAGUUGCUGCCAUUGACGGCGCCUGAGGGACUGGAGGAGGCUGGGUUGGACUAUGAGGUUGCCGCCAGCCUGCUGCUGUCACAGACCGGCGUCCGCGAGGGCGACCUGCAUCUCGUUGGACGGGAUCUCAGGGGGCUCAUAUCCCCUUGGUUGUUUGAUGAGAGGAGAUGGAGGAAGGCUGGCUCAAACCAGGAGAGCACAGAACUCUGCCCUGGCUGGGGCGAGGUCCUGCACUGGUUGACCAUUCAGGCAUCCAAGGACUGGAAGGUCGCCGUGAGCGCAUUUCAGCGUUGGGACGGGCCUCGGGAUGCUGACCUCGCGGGAUGGGGCUCUCCUCAGCUGACCGAUGACCAGCGCGCAUACCUUGAGGAGGGUUAUGCGCGUGCUGCGUUGGCAUCAGCCUACCUUAUCCCUGAAGCGACCCUUGAGGCUCUCGAUGGGGCUUACAUCCUCCUCUCUCGCGCAGCAACCCUGCACAACCUGGAGCCAGUUCCGCCUCUAUCGUCGGCAGUGUCUCUGCUCCCUCCUCUGACGGAGCAAAUACCCAACGAACUUAUGUCUGCGCGCAACCUACUCUACAGUCGCAACGACCUGCUUAGCACAUCAAACCCCCUUACUGCGCCUACGGACGGGUCAGUAGCGCUGCUACAAGCUCUUGUGCUCAGCGCACACCUGCUUUCCAAGGCAGGCUGCCCUUGUACAGUGCGGAGAGCUGCAGAGCUAGCGCUACUGCAGGACGAGAGGGAGCAGAAGAAGGGGGUAUUGAGCUUAAUCCGGGCAAUCAGCAUGAAUGGCCCCAAGUCAGACGACAGGUACUGGAUCAAGGCUAGGAACGAGAUGCUCUGGCUUCGUGACUGGGGAGCUGAAGAUGGUUGGGGAGCAGCGGAGACGGCCCCGAGGGGUGUAUUUGGGCAGGUUAAGAAGGAAUUCUUGGAGGUUGAGUUUUUGAAGGCGCUGCUGGCCAGCACGAGGUACAACCUCGCUUGUAACAUCUAUGAGGAAUCUCCAGACCGUCCUCUGGACGAGAAGACACUCCAUGAUACCAUCUAUGCCACUGCCAUGGCCGCCUACGACAACUCUUCGAAUCCCAACCGCCAUCGCGGUGGUCUAAAGAAGUGUGACGAAAUAAUCAAAUCCUUCCCAAAGACCUUCCCCCCAUCGUCCCUCUCCGCAAAAAAGGUUGAAGCUCUCCUACAAGCAACCCAUUCCCUAAGUGACUACCGCCUCGUCCUCAAGCAAGGCGAGCCCUUCACCCCCGUCGUCCUCCGUGUCCACACAGACCCCAUCUUCAUCAUCGCCAAAAUCCUCGAGCAAAACCCCAAGUCCUACACCCAACUCCACACCCUCCUCGAUCUCGGCAACCGCAUGGUCGAAGCAGGCCUUACCGCCCCUAAAACCCCCUCCCCAUCGCAACCCAUCCCCGAUGAAGCCUCCCAACGCGCCCUCACCGAGCGAAGAAUCAUUUCUCUCUGCAUUGACGCCGCCCUGUCAGAAGAUGACUUUGAGACCGCCUACUCAUACGUCAUCAACCGUCUUUCUACUCCACCCCUCGUCCAAAUCGAAGAUAAUUACUCCUGGAAGGCUGCCCUUGAAGCAGGGAAGUACCGGCGAACAUCCCGCACCACGCUGCCCACGCAUCUGGGUAUGUCCUCUAGCGCGAACGUGGCGGUGCGGCAUCUCGAGCAGAGGAUCGAUUGCCUGGCUACCGCGUUGCGCAUCGCGCCCGCGGCGACCUUGCAAGAGAUAUUAAGUGCUUUUCGCCUGGCUGAGGAAGAACUUGACGCCUUGGUCAAGGAAGAGCAGGCGAAAGAAGAGGAGUGGGACGCCAAGGGGGAUGCGUUCCGUUCCCGCUCAGCCACUAAGUACAAACCCCCUCCCUCAGCUUCCUCGACCCGCUCAGCUCAACUCUCCAACACCGCACGACACCGUUCCACAGACGACGACGACUCCACAGCCCCAAUGUCCCUCUUCGACCUCUCUCGCGCCUCAAUGCUCUCUGCCCAACGCAACCUCUCCGCCUUGUCGGGUCUCCAACGCGCAGCCACCAGCUUAGCAGGUACACUCACGUCUAGCGGACGGAACUCCCCCGCCCCGGCACGCGAUACUGACAGUCCCAGGGGUAGUCUGGAUGUUGGGGCUGCUAUGCAGAAGCAGAUGUCUAAUGCGAGCGCUACUUCAGGGGGGAGUGAGUCCGGAGGAGGGCAGCAGCAGAAGAGGGUGAGGAAGAGGGAUCAGUUGAGGGAGGCGGCGGUGGGGACGUUGGUGUCGGGGGUUGGGUGGUUGGUAGGGGCGACUCCUCCGCCGAGGGAGCAGAGGGAUUGGUGA
Thermochaetoides thermophila DSM 1495 is the source of this 2619-nucleotide messenger RNA. RefSeq lists its product as uncharacterized. Bases 1 to 2619 code for a protein of 872 amino acids. The record is from RefSeq and is a predicted model, not a curated record. Gene Ontology annotation, biological process: retrograde vesicle-mediated transport, Golgi to endoplasmic reticulum. NCBI's taxonomy places the organism in Eukaryota, Fungi, Ascomycota, Sordariomycetes, Sordariales, Chaetomiaceae. The transcript has 4 exons.